Diutina rugosa is the source of this 840-nucleotide messenger RNA. RefSeq names its product translation initiation factor eIF3 subunit j (gene HCR1). The record is from RefSeq and is a predicted model, not a curated record. Bases 1 to 840 code for a protein of 279 amino acids. The transcript has a single exon. Gene Ontology annotation, molecular function: translation initiation factor activity. Gene Ontology annotation, cellular component: eukaryotic translation initiation factor 3 complex; cytoplasm. NCBI's taxonomy places the organism in Eukaryota, Fungi, Ascomycota, Pichiomycetes, Serinales, Debaryomycetaceae.
AUGUCUUGGGACGACGACGACUUUGAGGUUUCCGCCUCCAACAACGCUGCCGCCUCUUGGGAAGAAGAGGGCGACGACGAGGCUCUUUUGGACUCGUGGGACGUCGACCCCGAUGAAGUUGAAAAGCAAAAGAAGGAAGCUGAGGCUAAGAAGGCCGCCGAAAAGGCUGCGUUGAAGAAGAAGCAAGAGGAACAAAAGCUCAAAAAGAAGGGUUUGUUGUCGGACAAGACUCUUGCUGAAUUAGACGACCUCGACGAGCAAACUCGUAAGGAUUUGCUCAAGCAGGCCGAACUUAACGCCGAUUUGAACAACGCCGCCGACUUGUUCUCCGGCUUGGGGGUUGCCGAAGACAUCAAUGCCCACCCCAGAGAACGUAUCACCAAGGAACAAAUUGAAGCUGCCCAGGCCAAGCGCGCGGGCAAGGUGUUGACCAAAGAUACCCCAUUGGAAGAACACCCGUUGUUCCAACCCGCCACCAAGCAAGAAUACGAGCGGUUGAGAAAGGCGUUGGCGGCGUCGCUUGUCCAGAUGCUGGAGGACAACGCCAUGUUGUACGCCCUGAGUCUUGCCAUCGACUUGAUCCGGGACAUCGCCCAGCCGUUGUCGUUGGAGAACACCAGAAAGUUGCAGCUGACGCUUAACGUGAUGGUGAAGGAUAAGGAGCGGGCGGAGAGACAAGCGAGAUUGAAGAAGACUGGCGGCACUGCCACCGGGGGUGCGGGUAAGAAGAAGGCGAAGCCUGCGGUCCGUCCCAACGUCAGCGGCGGGUUCAAGAAGGACGGUUUCGACGACAUGGACGACGCCCAGUUUGACGACUUCGGUGACGACGACUUUAUGUAG